This is a messenger RNA of Megalobrama amblycephala (Wuchang bream), 6020 nucleotides long. RefSeq names its product glypican 6a (gene gpc6a). Lineage: Eukaryota; Metazoa; Chordata; Actinopteri; Cypriniformes; Xenocyprididae. Gene Ontology annotation, cellular component: cell surface; synapse; plasma membrane. Gene Ontology annotation, biological process: regulation of signal transduction; regulation of protein localization to membrane; cell migration. The record is from RefSeq and is a predicted model, not a curated record. The coding region runs from base 319 to 2001 and encodes 560 amino acids. The transcript has 10 exons.
UGUGUGUGUGUGUGUGAGUGAGAGAGGGAGGAUUGCUACUUUCUCUCCUCUGAUAGAAACACAGAGCAGAAGUUGAGAGCGCGCCGCUCCGGAUCCAUUCUGGAGGUUUCGCCGUUCUAAUCGCACACGCGUUCGUUCCGAGAGGAUCCGUUGGAGAAUUCUGCUAUGAGCCGGAUGCGACAGAGCGCGUGAUUGAUCAUUGAUGAGCGAUUGUAUGAUCGAAACAUUUGUCCACCUGCAGCUGGAGACGCCGGUGCGCUGAGCGCGUCUUGGGGGUUUUGCGCUUUUACGCAUCGGCUGGAUUUGCUCGCAGGAGGGAUGUUGAAGACACCUGUCGUGGUUUUCACUUCUUUAUCGCUUCUAUUGUCGCUGUCAUGUGCUGGAGAUGUAAAAUCGCGCAGCUGCAGCGAUGUGCGCCAGGCGUUCACGACCAAAGGCUUCAGUCUCCAUAAUGUGCCACUCCAGGAGAUAUCAGGUGAACAUCUGCGGGUUUGUUCCCAAGGCUACACCUGCUGCACUUCAGACAUGGAGGACAGACUCGGCCAGCAGGGUAAACUGGAUUUCGAGAAAUUAGUGGAUGAAAGCAGCCGCACCAUACGGACAGUAUUUACCUCCAGACAUAAAAAGUUUGACGAAUUCUUUCUGGAGUUGCUGGACAACUCGGAAAAGUCGCUCAACGACAUGUUUGUGCGCACAUAUGGCAAACUGUACACGCACAAUUCGGAAAUGUUUGAGGACCUGUUCUCCGAGCUCAAGCGCUACUACACCGGCGGCAACGUCAACCUUGAGGAAGUGCUGAAUGACUUCUGGUCGAGACUGCUGGAACGCAUGUUUCAGCUGCUUAACUCUCAGUACACGUUCACUGACGACUAUCUGGAGUGUAUCAGCAAAUACACCGACCAGUUAAAACCCUUUGGAGAUGUUCCACGCAAGCUCAAGGCCCAGGUCACCAAGGCCUUUAUUGCGGCUCGCUCGUUCGUUCAAGGACUCAUGGUGGGUCGGGAAGUGGCCAACAGAGUGGCAAAGGUCAAUAUAUCACCAGGAUGCAGUAAAGCAUUGACCAAAAUGUUGUACUGUCCGUACUGUGGAGGGAUGCCAGGCCUCAAACCCUGCGCCAACUACUGCCAAAAUGUCAUGCGGGGCUGCCUGGCCAACCAAGCGGACCUGGACCCGGAGUGGAACCUCUUCAUUGAUGCCAUGCUGCUGGUGGCUGACAGACUGGAAGGGCCCUUUGACAUUGAGGCCGUCAUGGAGCCGAUAGAUAUAAAGAUUUCAGAGGCCAUCAUGACCAUGCAGGACAAUAGCAUGCAAGUUUCAUCCAAGGUAUUUCAAGGAUGCGGUCAUCCCAAACAAGCUGGAAUCGGCCGAUCUGCCCGCGGGAUCUCGGAUGUGUUCAACAGUCGCUUCAGACCUUACAGCCCAGAAGAGAGGCCCACCACGGCAGCCGGCACCAGCCUGGACAGACUGAGGAUUGUCUGGAGGACGAUGCAACACAGCGUGAUCGACAUUAAGGAGAAGCUGAAGGAGUCGAAGAAAUUCUGGUCGUCGCUGCCAGACAGCAUCUGUGCAGAGGACAAAGUGACUGACCCAGAUGAGGAGCAGUGCUGGAACAGCCACACAAAGGGAAGAUAUUUUCCUGAAGUUGUAAAAGACGGCCUUACGAACCAGCUCAAUAACCCGGAGGUGGAAGUGGACAUCACAAGACCAGACACCUUCAUCAGACAGCAGAUCAUGACCCUGCGAGUGAUGACCAACAAGUUACGAAACGCCUACAAUGGCAAAGACGUCUACUUCCAAGACUCGAGUGAUGAGGAGAGCGGCUCAGGUAGCGGAAGCGGCUUCACGACAGAACCUGAAGUGGUCCACACCGAGCCCCCGAUGUUGGAAGCAGACAAAAGCGACCCGCAACCAACGGCGGGCGCGGCCCAACAGCAAAAGCCUUUGUUGCAGUUACUAGUCGCCGUAAUGGCCCUCACAUCGCUGCUGCUGCGGUGGAGAUAAUGGCAGUAGGGGGCACGCAGCCACACGGACAUUUAAGACAGACGCAGCGUCGCUCUCGCUGUUAGCCUUUCCGUAACUGGACUGGACGUUUUCCAAAAAAAAAAAAAAAAAAAAGAAAAAAGCCCAUGAAAAAAGGAGAGAAAACUAGCUAGCUAAAUCUAAGGAGAGCAAGUGAGUGUGUGAAAGGAAGAGCGAGCGCAAAUCUUUGCAUCCUGCUUUUUCCAAAGAAUGCUUGGUGCAAUCAGAAACAGCUUCUCUUUUGGCCAACUGCUCUCAUUUCUUAAUGAAGUUACUUUUCGGAUGAAAAAAGUGGUUGCCGUGAAAAUGGGACCACUUUCCACAUAGCUCUUUCGGAAAAGAAUGGGAAAAUAUAAAAAUAUAUUUUUGUUUUCCUUUUAUACUGCAUAAAAUGAGACAACAAAAUACGCUCUGGUGUUUUCUCGCCCCUCCCGAAUUCAUUGUACGACUAAAAAAAAAGAAAAAAAAACAAAAAAAAACAGGCAUUAUAAAGAAAAAAAAUAACAAAAAAUCUAUAUGAAUCAAUUUGUUUAUGUACCACUGUGAGAAUGCAUGGGGAGGUCAUGAGUAAAUGUUUUUAACUGUGAUUUUCACACAAUUUUAAUGCUUUUUCUCUUUUUUUUCUUUUGUUGAAGUGAUUUUUUUAAUGUUAUUUGCUAAGGUGGCGAUUUGAAGUCAUUUUAUAAGACAGUUUUAGGUGAGCGUUAAAAGAGUCUGGUCGAGUUUCCCGAGGGCUGCUCCUGCUUAAUUCAAAAUAAAUGAUCCAUAUCUUAAUAUAUAAAGGUUUAGUUAUAAAAUGUUUUCUUACAGAGAAAGAUUUAUUUAUAUUUCUAAUAUAAUUAUAUAUUUUGGCUUUACCAGUUAGCAACUUUUAUUCAAAAGCGCAUAUCUAACAAAAUAGCUCUUGCAAAGAUGUUUUUUUGCCCUUUUCAAUGCAAACACAUUCAUUUAUUUUACAAAUAUUUCCUUUUCAAUCUGGAUUCAGAUGUACCCAACAGACUUGCCUGAUGAGUCUGAAAUUUUAACCGAAUUAAACAAUUUCCUUUGCCCCAUAUGUAAUUCUGAUUUGGGAAAGUUUCUAAUCGAAAAGUCUUCGGAAACACCUAAAGCCAGUGUUAAACGCGAUCUGAGUCACGUUCCUUACGCUCAUUUAUAUACUUGUCAUUUUAAUCAAUUAUGUAUGCACAACCCACAUUUACUUAUCAACAGCUUUUUUUUUUCAUUUUUAUGUCUUUAUAUGUAACUCACCAUAUCAGCGUUUCACGUUUUAUGUAUAGACAAUUACAAAAUUAUUUAGUUGUGAAUCAAUGGGCCUCAUUCAUGAAACUAAAGCAGGUUAAUUUUGCAGGUAAUUAUUGUAAAACAGUGUUUCCCAACCAGGCUGCCGUGUAAAAAAAUAUUUUUAAUUUGCUAGUUGUUUCUUAGUUGAAAAUGAUGUCAUGUAAACAGCCCCUAAAUUUCACCGUGAGAUGUGCAUAAUUUUCAUUCCUGUGCUCAUAUCCAAAGUACGCACACAUAAAGCCGCCUCUCAAACGGCUUGCGAGUGCCAAAUUUAUUUCUUUUUCAUGGUUUGUUGCACUUAAACGGUCAUAUACACACAAAAAUAUAGUCACAUUGUCCUUUUUGCCGAGUAUUCACAUAAACACAAUUGAUUAUGUCCUAAAUUAACAAAGAGUCGAGAAAGAAAACGUAUGUGUAACAGUAUAUUGGAUCCGUGCGUCAGGUCUUAAAGUGACAGCAGCCUAAUACACCUGCUGCUGUUUUUAAUGUUAAUCAAACAUUAAUCAAAUGUUAAUCAAAAGACAGAGAAAAUCACUCACUGCUCUUGACUGAAUCACUUUUGGAACUUCUGUAUUUAUCUGUAUUUAAUUUUUACAGUGAAGACUAUCCAAGGUUAUUUUACAUUUAAUUACUUUAGUUUAUAUUGUAUCCUACCUGAAUAGCCUUACUGCUGUUAAACCUACCUGAAAAACUUAAAGCAAUUAAUUUAAUUUGUUUCUUUAUUCUAUUGUAUAUAUUUUAUUAAUUCCAAAGGGUGCCGUGACUGAAAAAAAAAAAGGCUGGGAAACACUGUUCUAAAAUAUAUAAAAAAAUAUCUAAAAUGUUUAUUGCAAUUAUUUUUUUUUUAAGUUUAUCUUUAUUUUAUUUAAAUAAUUUGUAAGCAUUCUUAUGAAAUUUGCUGCAUUGAAUGGAAUCAAACUGCAAUAGAGUUUUUUUUUAAUGAAUGAUUUACACUGAAAUCUGUUUCACUAAUGAGGCCCAAUGAGUCGCUUUGAAUGUUACAAGGGCACUUUCUUAAUUUCACUUGUAUCUAUAGUUAUGAAUGUUUCUAAUCCAGUGCAAUUCAAAUCCAAUGUACACAAUGAACAAACUGACAGAAUUGCCAGUUUAAUGGCUCAGACCUCCCGUUAUGAAUGCUGGCAUGUGUUAAUGUAUCGUUUAAUGACAGCCUCUCCAAACAGCUCAUGAUUUAUGGAAGAACGCCAUGCAUUCAUCCAGAGCCAUAAAGCUAUGCGUUACAGUAUGUUCAAAGCCGCCUGCUAAAACACUCUUUUCAUCAUUGAAAUGCAAAGACGCUAAAAGAUCCCUCUAAUGUCCUCUUCUCAGAGAUGCGUGAAGGUUGAAUUGAAGCAUCAGUGAGGACGGGUGUCGUGUAGAAUAUAGACACACAAACAGCUUUGAAAAUGAAAUGUGGAAGAGAGAGAGAGAGAGAGAGAGAAACAGUCCAGUGAUGCACUAGUGCAUCUGGUUUUGAAAGCAGGACAGGUAGCAGAAGACAAUGUGCUUUUUGCUCAUGCUUGGGUACUUUUGUCUUCCCAGAAAGGCUCAAAAAGCACCUCGUGGGUUUUGGAAAUGAGAAAUUCAGUGAGCCAAGAGAGAGGGCGCACUGUGGAAAGGUCAAACACGCCGCUGUGUCGUAAAGUCAACAUGAAGUCAGAUCUUGGAUCCUGCUCACUUUUUCAAACGUGUUCCUACACAAGAUUUCAGAAUGGCGAUUUGUAGUGAUGCCAUAGGAGAAAAAUUUUGGGUUCCCCAAAGAACUUUUCAGUGAACAGUUGAAUAAGUGUGAAUAACAUUUGAAUAAUCUAUAAAACCCUUUUCCACUUAAAAGAACCUUUUGUGCAAUAGAAAGUUUCUAAAGGCUCUUUAUGGAACCAUCAAUGGCAAUAUAGAACCUUUAUUUUUAAGAGUGUAGAUGAUUUAAUAUGAACAUUACGAAAGUUAAAUGGGUAAUUUCAUCUUGACUUUAAGUGUAAGAUGGGAAUAAAAAAAAAAAAUGCAAAUGAAAUGCAGGCCCAUAUAUGAACCCACAUAUGUAUUGCAACCAAAGUUAUAGUACUUAUCUAAACAUUGUUACAUCUAUGCAUUAAAACAGAUGACAAACAACCAAUUUCAGAUGUAACGAGGAAUCUGCAAAUAUUGUAAAGCAUUUUAACUUUGGUUACAAUUAUUUACAAAAAGAUAUAAUGCAUUAUGAGUAGCUUUAUAAUGCAUUACACAUAGAUGCUUUAAAGUGCCCCUAUUAUGCUAUUUUAAAGGUUCCUAAUUUUCUCAAAGAGACUGAAAACAGUUUGAAGAUUCAGUCUCUCUAAACCCCUCCUUUCCGCAAACCUACUCAGAUCUGAUUUGAUUGGCCGACCGCUUAGAGCGUGCGUCGGAAACAAAACUGCCAUUAGCAUAUUUGAUCUUCAGCUCUGGAUCUUCCUCAGCGCUUUAUACGCAGUGAUUUGAAUAUUCAAUUCUAACAAUUCUAGCGCGAGUCCUCGUCCUUUUAAAGUGCAUCGUGCAAAGUGGAUUUGCAGUUCUGAAAACAGCGUCUUCUCGACAUGUAGACAACAUGAACCAGACUCUUCCAGUCUCAGCUAUAACUACAGCGCUUGAGGGCAGGGCAAAGUAGAUUAGGACAGUCGAUAAAUUUGAACGCGGGCAACCAAUGAAGACCAUAGACUGGCAUUAUGCAAAUGUGUUACUUUGUUACGUAGGUAUGUGACAAGAAGUGA